AACGGUUUUAAGCUUUUAACAAACUUUUAUCGCCAAUCCACUGCCUGAAGUAUAUGAGUGCACCAAUAGAUUACCAUUUUGGACACUGAUGCACAGAGAGAAAAUGACACAAGUGAGAAGAAGGGACGUUUGUUCCGACCAAGCACACGAGGAUAAGGACGAAAUCUGAUAUAUUUACCGCGGGCGAACGAAGCACUUUAUUUUUUCUAUAUAAACCCCAUCUAGCCUUGUGAUUUUUUGCUACCACUUGAGGUCUCAUCCCCACCACUAUUUUCUCAGAAAAUUUUUGGGUUCGCAUUCUGGGUUUCUUUGGUCCUUCGUUUCUUGGAAAGUUUCUUGACUUGGGUUUGUUUCGGUUUCAUUCUUUGUGUUCACUGAAACAAAGAUAUUGAAGACAUGGCUAAUACUGUGCAUUUUGUGUUUGGAAUUUUUGGAAAUGCCACUGCUCUGUUUCUCUUCCUGGCACCAAUAAUUACAUUCAAGAGGAUCAUUUCAAAGAGAUCAACUGAACAGUUCUCUGGCAUUCCGUACGUCAUGACCUUGCUCAACUGCUUGCUUUCUGCUUGGUAUGGCCUGCCAUUUGUGUCACCAAACAACUUGCUAGUGUCAACAAUUAAUGGCACUGGUGCAGUAAUUGAGUCCAUAUAUGUUGUGAUCUUCCUCGUAUUUGCACCCAAGAAGGAAAAGGGCAAGAUCCUGGGGAUCCUUACCUUUGUUCUCUCCGUUUUCGCCACCGUCGUCUUCAUUUCCAUCUUUGCUCUCCAUGACAAAAGUAGGAAGCUUUUCUGUGGUCUUGCUGCCACAAUCUUCUCCAUUAUCAUGUAUGGUUCACCUCUGUCAAUCAUGAGGUUGGUGAUCAAAACGAAGAGCGUGGAAUUCAUGCCAUUUUUCUUGUCUCUGUUUGUGUUCUUGUGUGGCACAUCUUGGUUUGUCUUUGGCCUGCUCGGAAAGGACCCUUUUAUAGCAAUCCCAAACGGAUUUGGAUGCGGAUUAGGAGCAGUGCAGCUGAUCUUGUACGCAAUUUACCGCAACAACAAAGGCGAACAAAAGAAAGCUACCACUGAUGGAUCAAUGGAGAUGGGACUCAGCAAUGGCAAGAAUCAGAAAGAAGAACUUUCAAAAAUGGAUCAACAUCAGAAUAGCAACGUUUAGAGGCGUGUUCGAAAUUUCUUUGAAAUAAUUGUAACCCUUGUUAAGGUCUUGUUAAUACUGUAUUUCUCUUUCACUAAACAUUUGUACGACUUAUGCCCAUGCCCACGAAUUUUUUUGGUACUUGGUCUCGACCCAUCUGAUUAAACAAAACGAACUCAGUUUUAAUUGAUCUUAGAAUCGGGUAGGCUCAAUUUAAGAUUAAACCCAACUUGUACACACACCUAUAUGUGCGUGUGUGUGUGUGUAUACUAAUACUUGCACACGUGCAUUACAUGUGAACAACUUUGAAAAUAUAUAAUUGCAUAGUAAAGUUGCGG
Molecule: messenger RNA, 1469 nt
Organism: Ilex paraguariensis (yerba mate)
Lineage: Eukaryota; Viridiplantae; Streptophyta; Magnoliopsida; Aquifoliales; Aquifoliaceae
Source: the annotation of a GenBank genome assembly